Molecule: messenger RNA, 654 nt
Organism: Ixodes scapularis (black-legged tick)
Lineage: Eukaryota; Metazoa; Arthropoda; Arachnida; Ixodida; Ixodidae
Exons: 1
Coding region: 1-654 (217 amino acids)
Molecular function (GO): zinc ion binding; nucleic acid binding
Source: RefSeq, a predicted model, not a curated record
AUGAAGUGCGGACGGCGUGACAAUCACGAUCACAACCCUAAAAAGGCCCCUUUCAUGUCAAGCGUCUGCUUUAAGUGUGAAAAAACGGGACACCUCGCAAAGGUGUGCAUGUCGCGCUCUCAAGCAAGUGGUUGGGCACACCAAGAUCAGGGCCACGUCGUCGCUGCAGCGCGAUUGGCACCCGGAGAGGAAUUGGAUCUUCGCGCGAUCAACAGCGUCAGUGAGCUGCCGGUGCACAAACCAUGGAACAUCCCGCUGAGUGGGAACGGAGUUCUUGUCACUAUAAAAGUCAACACCGGUGCCCCAGUAUGGAUCAUUUCGGUGAGUGUUCCAACAAAAUCAUCAGUCAUGGCAAAAACUGGCCUUUCGUCAGACGAAGCUAUCAUGCUACCUGGAAGCCCUACCAGUAAAAGAGUUACCUACAUGAGGUUGGAACACAAAAGACAGAGUGCAAAGGCGUCAGUUUACGUCUUGGACUACAAUGGACCGAGUCUGUGCGGCCAUGAGGUAACUGGAGCGCUACGUGUAAUCCAGACGAUCAACUUCGCUGAGGUGGAAGACCGGGUCUUCGAACUCAAGACGAAGUUUCGCGAGUUGUUCAAGCCUGGAAUAGGUCAAAUGGAGGAACCAUCAGUGCACCUGCACCUUGACUAA